GGUUAGUCAGGGCUGCGGAGGUGGUGGGUUUGCGGUCCCCGAGGAGCUGGUGUGACGCGUGCCUGGGAGCCUGGCCCAUGUCAGAGCUACUGACUGCUGAGGUGCUAUCGACUUCACCUCUCUCUAUCUCCUACAUCUUCCAUAACUCCCAUCUACGACCCCAUCACCACACCUACCAGUUCUAGAAUAAUAUACCUCCUCACAACCGACACAAUGUCCCUCCGCAUCGCCCCCCCCACCAACCACGCCACCCAAACCACCAACACCACCACCCGCGCCCCCAUCACCCUCCCACACCCCUCGAAAGGCGCACCCUCCGCCCCCGGCCUCCCCGACACCCUCCGCGACAACCUGACCCUCCCCGCCGCCCGCGGCCCCCCCUCCACCAACACCGCCAUCCCUUCCUCCGCGCACCCGCUCGAAGCCCGUCUCCUGGCCUGGCGCGCCACCCAAGACAACCUGAAGAUGGAAUCUCUGCGUCGGGCGUACGGGAUCGCGGAGCCCGUGCGGCGCGGCAUGGAACUGAAGAUUGUGCGGGAUGGGUCGUUUAGGCCUGCUUUGUUGGGGGCGGGUGGGAAUCUGCAUGAGGAGAUUUUGGUCUUGGGGGGUAGGGAUGCCGAGGUGGGGUGGGAGGAUGUGUUUAAGGGUGACGAGUUCCGUGAACCGCCUGCUUUCCACGACGAAAUGGAGAAGAGACUGCGCAUGGACCACUAAUCGUGGAUGGGAUGUGUUCGUUAUGACUUAGUUGAUACAGGCGCUGUCAAAUCAAAUUAGAUCAGAUUAUAUGUUGGUAAACUACCGGCAACACAUAUGUGCAGUUUGUACAUUAUGGUUUCCAGGUGGAAACACGGUAUUUGACAUGUGGGUCGUACAAGCCCUGUAUCACAAACUAGAUUCAAGCAGAUGGCUGGCCACGGAAGAGAGCCACCAGGGUCUUCCAUGCCACCGCAAAUUGGUCGUCCA
Messenger RNA from Aspergillus ibericus CBS 121593, 963 nucleotides. Its product is annotated as proteasome maturation protein. Gene Ontology annotation, cellular component: nucleus; cytoplasm. Bases 214 to 714 code for a protein of 166 amino acids. The transcript is spliced from 3 exons. Lineage: Eukaryota; Fungi; Ascomycota; Eurotiomycetes; Eurotiales; Aspergillaceae. The record is from RefSeq and is a predicted model, not a curated record. Gene Ontology annotation, biological process: proteasome assembly.